GUAAUAAAGCCACUAAUUAUACUCCUGUGGUUGAUUAUUUUUAUGUACCUUUUACUCUUCCGUAAUUUUAAUUUGUUGGAUUACCCGUCUAUUUACUCAUCUAAUUUCAUGCUUAUUUGAUUUUCACCUAUGCCAAGCAUAUAAUAAAGGGUAUAUAUGAUCUAAGUAAUUCUUUAAUUUCGUGUACUUCAGUAUUUCAAAAGGAAAAGGAGGCAGUCCCUCUCUGAGGCUCUUGAAAAGAUUAGAACAGAAUUGAUGCUUCUGGGUUUCACAUCUCUGCUGCUAACGGUGAGCGAAAAAUCAAUUGCAAAUAUUUGCAUUCCAAAGGGUGCAGGCGAAACUCUUAUUCCCUGUGCAAGCAUAACUUUUGAUGAUGCCAAGAAACAAAAUGUGCAGAGCAGGUAUGUAAAUAUCUAAAGCAUAUAUGUGUGUCAAGUGUGUGUGUGCAUGUGUAUCAUCAAAUUGGAGGUUGGCUUUCUAGUUUUCUACUUGAUAUGAUGGAACUUCAGUUGGAAACUUAAUUCAGAGAAAGGCACUCAAGUUAGAACAUGCAUAUAUGCAUCACAUAAGGCAUGGUCAUUGGAAGAGAAAACAGGGGAGCCAGGUUUGAGUACUUUUGUAAAUAUAAAAUUUUUGCUUUAUAUAUAUAAACUCCUGAAAAUUUUACAAAUUCCAAUCAGCCUUACAUAGUUACAUUUAGAUAUGUAUAUUUUAGGAGGAGUGCUAAUUAUUAACAAUAAUCUUGAGUGAAACCUAUAACCAAUAGUAAAAUGUGUUUAAAAAAAAAAAGUAUAUGAUAAAAUAUGUUGGUGACAUAUUUCAUAUUUGAAUGUUUCCACGGGGGAAAGUAUCAUUAUUGUCGAGGGAAGGUGUAAGAGAGCAGCAAUACUUCAUCUUUUAUCUGGCUAGGUGUCAUGUUGUUUCCAGCUUCCUCACCUUUGGUCUUGGAUUGGCGAAGAUUAGGCGUUCGGAGUCUUGGGAAGGAGAAACUAGAACAUUGGAAUAUCAGUUUGCAUAUGAUCCACGGAGGUAUCAGCUCACUGGUCAGACACCAUUUGGAAAGCGGCAUCUUAACUAUUGGAGUAACAAUUCUGUAAUGUAUUGGCCAGUCUGUCUUGUUAGACAAUUUUAUAGAUCUGUCCCCAGGGUUGAUUACUUCACUCUUAGACAUGGAUUCAUCAUGGCUCAUUUUUCAGAAGAAAGUAACUUUGAUUUCCAAAAAUAUAUAGAACGGGCUCUGGAGAAAGAUUUUGGAGUUGUCGUGGGAUUACGCUGGUGGAUUUGGAUCUUCUCUGUACUUUACAUAUUCUUCAAUGCAAAUGCCCGUUUUUGUUCUGCAGCAUUCUACAGCCAUUUCUGGCAGCCUUUUAUUCCGCUAAUGGUCAGAAUAGCUUAGUGCUUUAAUUGGUGGGAACAAAGCUACAAGGCAUAAUAACAUAUAUGUGUUUGGAUAGUCAUGACAAAUCCCAUAUGAUCAAAGGAACUUUGCUUGUGAGGCCUAGUGACCACUUUUUCUGGUUUGGAUAAUUGGAUGUCCCAAGCUGCUACUUCAUCUUAUUAGCUUCAUAUUGUUUUAGGUUAUUCUUUAACACCGUACAAUUCUUGAUUCUUAUACUUGGAAAACAUGUAUUUAAACUCAUUAUUAGAGUAUUUUGCAUCAUGCAGAAUUUCUUUCAACUAGCAUUUUUCACAUGUACUUCGGUAAGUUCCCCAUUUUAUUCGCUUGGAAAAUAACAAUAAUAAAAAAAUUGGCAAAUUUGUGCUCUCAAAUAUUUUUUUUUUUUAAAAACGAGAUGGAAAAUAAAGAAAAUGAAGAGAGAAUGUUUUAAAGUAGAAUGAAAAUACUGUAUAGCCCGAGCCUUUUUUUUUGUCAAUUUUUUUCUUCCACAAUGAGUUAGAAUGAGUUGAGUAUUGAUCAUUGGGUAAAUAAUUGGUAGUUACUAUUCUAAUUUAUCUAACAAAGUCACAAUUACCUUAGCUGUGUAGCUGUAAUUAAAAUAGGAAAAAAGAAAUAGAGGAGAAGAUAGCAAAAACAAAUGGAGGAUAUGAAAAUUUUUAUUCUUUGUUUCGGUAACAAAUAUAACAUAUUGUUUUCUGUGAAGUACAGAUCCGAUUCGACAUCAGAUCAUGCUUUCAUCAAGAAACUGAGAAUAUUAUCAUAAGGGUAGCUAUGGUUGUUUCAGUACAUAUUCUUUGUGGCUAUGUAACACUACCUCUUUAUGCUUUGGUAACUCAGGCACACAAUCAAACCGUAACUAAUUAUAACUCUGAUCACUCGAAAUAGUGCAAUUAAUUUCCGCAGCAUCACAUAUUUAUCUGUUUCUUAGAAAUUCUAUUACUACUACUUCUGUCAAUUGAUUAAAAAACACGACAUUUCAAGUUGUUUGCAUCGUAUUUUGUACUAAUAUUUUGUUAAUAACAUGCAAUGUGUAACAGAUGGGUACCUCAAUGAGGAAAUCUGUGUUUACAGAAAAUGUAAUUAGAGGCAUCCAAAUUUGGCAGGAUAAGGCCAAGAAGAAAUAGUGAGUGAACAACAAGAAUCCGAGAAUCAGGAAUCAAAUCUAGGAUCAUUUCAAGGAUUUGACCUGCAAAACACUGGAAAACCAAGGCAAUUUUGAUUAGCAUUUAUAUGCUUUUCUAGCUGGUCAUGAUUAUUAGAGAUAUAAAUUAAGCUAUACAUAUGUGAAAGUAUUAUAUGGUCUUGGAAUACUGGGUGUCUAUAUUCCCAAUUUAACUCUAUCUUAAUCGAUUUUUUUUUAUUAAAAAAACUCGACUAUUUUUUAUAUAGAAAUUGAUUGGAUCAUUUUUUUA
This is a messenger RNA of Glycine soja, 2811 nucleotides long. RefSeq names its product MLO-like protein 6. Gene Ontology annotation, cellular component: membrane. The transcript has 9 exons. The record is from RefSeq and is a predicted model, not a curated record. Lineage: Eukaryota; Viridiplantae; Streptophyta; Magnoliopsida; Fabales; Fabaceae. Gene Ontology annotation, biological process: defense response. Bases 830 to 1396 code for a protein of 188 amino acids.